UUCUGCAUCUGAGAAUCCAAGAAAACAAUGAGACUCGACGGAUAAGUACACACACAAUUCUUUGGUCCAAAACUUGGCCUUUUGAAGCCACAUAAAGCCAGAACACAAAAAUCAAAGAAACAAAAACAGCUACUCUGUGUCUUUACCUAUUUCAUUGGCCAUUGCUCAAUAUUCAAAGCUCCAUAAUUCUCACUACAAAAGUCAAACAACAUAGUAUCUUAGUUUCAUAGUAAAGGCAAGGCUCAACAAAUCAGCAGCUAGGAGCACUAUAUAAGUUGAGCCAAAGUAUUGUUCUUCCAAGAAAAAAGGAAGAAAGAAGACAUUUUUACGGGAUUUGGAAGAGGUAAUUGGCAGGCUAGCUUAUCCUCCUUAAUUUCUGAUUCUUGGACUUGAGUCCGCAAAAAUUUGUUGCUUUUGGUAGAAGGCACUAUCAUCGCACCAAUUUACCAUCUUGUUAACCCUCCAAAUUCAAUUCGAAACAUAAAAAAACAUGGAAUCACCACCUCCGAAAUUUGCACUUCCGGUGGACUCAGAACACAAGGCGACUGAAUUCAGGCUAUUCUCAGUGGCAGCACCCCACAUGAGAGCAUUUCAUCUAUCAUGGGUCUCUUUCUUUGCUUGUUUUGUGUCUUCUUUUGCAGCUGCACCGCUCGUCCCAGUUAUACGUGACAACCUCAACCUCACAUCCACUGAUAUUGGCAAUGCAGGGAUUGCAUCAGUCUCUGGUGCCGUCUUUGCCCGGGUUGCCAUGGGAAGUGCCUGCGACUUAUUCGGACCCCGCCUUGCCUCUGCUUCACUCAUUCUCCUCACUGCACCGGCGGUUUUCUGCUCUUCCAUUGCCUCAUCUCCUACCUCUUUCCUCCUAGUGCGUUUUUUCACAGGCUUCUCCUUAGCAACUUUUGUCUCUACUCAAUUCUGGAUGAGCUCUAUGUUCUCUGCUCCAGUGGUUGGUACUGCCAAUGGUGUUGCUGGUGGCUGGGGGAACCUGGGUGGUGGAGCAACACAACUGAUCAUGCCCUUGGUGUUUGGGGUAAUCCGUGACAUUGGUGCAGUCAAAUUUACAGCUUGGAGAAUAGCUUUUUUUAUUCCUGCCCUUUUUCAAACAUUAUCUGCAUUUGCAGUUCUUAUCUUUGGUCAGGACAUGCCUGAUGGGAACUUCCAUGGCCUGAAGAAAUCAGGAGAGAAGGCAAAAGAUAAAUUUUCAUGGGUUUUCUAUUAUGGGUUCACAAAUUAUAGAGGAUGGAUUCUGGCUUUGACUUAUGGUUAUUGCUUUGGGGUAGAACUGGCAGUGGAUAACAUAAUAGCAGAGUACUUUUAUGAUAGAUUCAAUCUAAAUCUCUCCACUGCAGGAAUAAUAGCAGCAAGUUUCGGGUUAGCGAAUCUGUUCUCUCGACCUGGAGGAGGGAUUCUCUCAGACAUAGUGGCAAAGAGGUUUGGAAUGAGGGGAAGGCUAUGGACCUUGUGGGUGGUGCAAACCUUGGGGGGUGUUUUCUGCAUAAUUUUGGGGCAGGUGGGAUCUUUAAGUGGAUCCAUUAUUGUGAUGGUUGCUUUCUCUGUGUUUGUCCAAGCUGCAUGUGGGCUUACAUUUGGAGUAGUUCCUUUUGUCUCUCGAAGGUCAUUGGGGGUUGUUUCCGGUAUGACAGGAGGUGGCGGAAAUGUGGGCGCAGUUGUGACUCAACUAAUUUUCUUCAGAGGAUCCAAAUAUUCAAAACAAACAGGCAUAACUCUAAUGGGUAUCAUGAUCAUAUGCUGCACCCUCCCAUUAUUCUUAAUAUACUUCCCACAAUGGGGUGGGAUGUUUUGUGGCCCAUCAAAAAAGGCGAAUGCGACAGAAGCAGAGUAUUACUUGUCUGAAUGGAAAUCAAAUGAGAAGGAGAAAGGCUUUCAUCAAGCAAGCUUGAAGUUUUCUGAGAACAGUGUAAGCGAAAGAGGCGGAAAAGUAGACUCUGUAACCAGGCCCUCGGAUGAGACCUCACCAGCAAAUGUUUAGCAACUGCCUCAAGCCUCAAUAAUGGGUUGACUCUUGACUGUUCUGCCAAAAAAAUCUCAAAGCUACGCAAGUAAUAAUAUGUGUUUAUUGCUUUCUCAUCAAGUUUUAGUGUGAUCAAGUCAGUAAUUUCAAGCUGUGAAAGCUAUUAAUAGCCUUGUAAUUCAUUUGCUCCAUGGCCUCAUUGAUAUUUAAGUUUGCAUAUGUUUUUCA
Quercus robur (English oak) is the source of this 2200-nucleotide messenger RNA. Its product is annotated as high affinity nitrate transporter 2.5. Lineage: Eukaryota; Viridiplantae; Streptophyta; Magnoliopsida; Fagales; Fagaceae. Gene Ontology annotation, molecular function: nitrate transmembrane transporter activity. The coding region runs from base 491 to 1990 and encodes 499 amino acids. Gene Ontology annotation, biological process: transmembrane transport. The record is from RefSeq and is a predicted model, not a curated record. The transcript is spliced from 2 exons.